UUUCCAGUACUCCUUGUUCCUUCCUUGCCACAACUUCCAUGCCCGAGCCAAGCAUGAUCUGUGCUGCCUUGCAGCCUGUCAUCUGUGGCUUUAUCAAUGAAGCAGGGGUGCCUGCAGCCACUGCAAAACGCUUCUCAUCUUUCGCCUGCAUCAAGCGCAACCACAGACUCCUUAGAAAAGCCAGGGAAAACCUGCAAGCUAUUAGGAAGGUGGUUCAGGGACAAGUUGAUCUCGAGACCAACCACCUCAAUGAGUGUGAUCCUCGAGUCAAUUUGUGGCUGAGAAGGGUAGCCAGUGUCCGAGGUGAUUCCAUCGACCACGAAUAUGAUAGACUGAUGCAGUCCUCCUGGUUAUGUCGUUCAAUUCUGGGCCUUGGGAAACGAUACCGUCUUGGCAAGCAUAUUGCCCAGAUGCUAGAAGAUAUUGCUGAGCUAAUCGAGGAAGGGAACCAAUUUAAAACAUUUGCAUCCAAGCGUUUGCCAGAUUUAGUUGAGGAGAGACCACGGACACAAACCUUUGGCAUCAAGCCAGUGCUGAGAGAUUUGUGGGAAUCAUUUGAAAGCACUGAUGUGAGCAUCAUCGGAGUGUGGGGCCCAGGUGGCGUCGGGAAGACAACACUCCUUAACAACUUUAACAAUGAGCUCAAGGCACUCGGCAGGGAUUACCAGGUGGUGAUCAUGAUUGAGGUGUCCAACUCUGGAACUCUAAACAAAACAGCAAUCCAGCGCACAAUUACAGACCGCCUUGGGUUGCCAUGGGAUGACAGAGAGACAGAGGAAGCUCGGGCGAGGUUCUUAAUGAAAGCACUGGGCAGAAAAAGAUUUGUGAUUUUACUGGAUGAUGUCUGGAACAAAUUCCAACUAGAAGAAGUUGGGAUCCCUACCCCUGAUUUUGAUAGCAAAAGCAAGCUGAUUCUCACAUCACGUAAUGUGGAUGUGUGCUAUCAAAUGGGAGCUCAACAGAGCUUGAUCAAGAUGGAGUACCUAGAAAAAGAAGCAGCAUGGGAGCUCUUCCGCAGCAAUUUGAGCACUCAGGCAAUUACAUCCAUUGAUUCACCUGGCCCCAACAAUGUUAUAAAAGAAUAUGCUGAUGCAAUUGUCCAAAGCUGUGGUGGUUUGCCACUAGCCCUCAAGGUAAUAGGGAGUGCAGUGGCAGGGCUAACAGCACCAAGGGAAUGGAUUUUGGCAAUGCAAGCAACCAAGCAUGACAUCAAGGACUUGGAUGGAAUCCCAGAAAUGUUCCAUAAACUGAAAUAUAGUUAUGAUAAGUUGACACCAACGCAGCAGCAGUGCUUCUUGUAUUGCACCCUUUUCCCUGAUUAUGGUUCAAUUAACAAAGAUCAGCUUGUGGAAUACUGGAUGGCAGAAGAAUUGAUACCUCAAGAUCCCAACAGAGGCCAUCGCAUAAUCAGUCGCCUGCUCUCAGCAUGCUUAUUAGAGAACUGCGGAUCUGAUUUAGAGGUGAAAAUGCACCACAUUAUUCGUCAUCUGGGAUUGUCCCUUGCAGUGCAGCAAAAGAUUGUUGUGAAGGCUGGAAUGAACUUGGAAAAAGCGCCACCACACAGAGAGUGGCGAACAGCAAGAAGGAUAUCACUCAUGUACAAUGACAUAAGGGACCUCGCAAUCUCACCUGAAUGCAAGGAUCUUGUAACUCUACUGGUCCAGAAUAAUCCUAACUUGGAUAGGCUGAGUACAACCUUCUUCCAGUCCAUGUAUUCUUUGAAGGUUCUUGAUCUUUCACACACCAGGAUUACUGAACUUCCUUUCUGUAGCACAUUGGCAAAGCUCAAGUAUCUCAAUUUGUCUCACACAUUCAUUGAGAGGCUUCCUGAAGAAUUCUGGAUGCUAAAAAAAACUAAGACAUCUGGACUUAAGUGUUACGAAGGCACUCAAAGAGACCUUAGACAACUGUUCCAAGCUAUACAAACUAAGGGUGUUAAACCUCUUUCGAAGCAACUAUGGGAUUCGCGAUGUUAAUGACCUGAACAUUGAUUCCUUAAGGGAACUGGAAUUCCUUGGGAUCACAAUAUAUGCUGAGGAUGUGUUAAAGAAGUUGACAAAUACACAUCCUCUAGCAAAGUCAACACAACGCCUUAGCCUCAGGCACUGUGAACAAAUGCAGUCAAUCCAAAUAUCAGACUUCACACACAUGGUGCAACUUCGAGAGCUCUAUGUUGAAUCAUGUCUUGACUUGAUACAACUCAUUGCUGACCCUGACAAGGGAAGAGCUUCUUGCCUGGAAGUUCUCACCCUUGCUAAACUCCCUGCCCUCCAAACAAUUCUUGUUGGAUCUUCGCCUCAUCACUUUCGAAACCUCCAAGUGAGGAAUGUUGAGUACUCUAUCCUGCUUGUGAUGAGUGAAUUGUCAACCGUGCGGUGUGAUCGUGCGCUUGGUCUUUGGAUUGCAGGUACAC
Messenger RNA from Panicum virgatum (switchgrass), 2413 nucleotides. Its product is annotated as disease resistance protein RPS2-like. Lineage: Eukaryota; Viridiplantae; Streptophyta; Magnoliopsida; Poales; Poaceae. Bases 39 to 1976 code for a protein of 645 amino acids. The record is from RefSeq and is a predicted model, not a curated record. The transcript is spliced from 2 exons. Gene Ontology annotation, molecular function: protein binding; ADP binding. Gene Ontology annotation, biological process: defense response to other organism.